AUGCCAGUUGAGUCUGAUGAUUUUGAAACCACGGUAUUGCAGCGCCACAUUAACCUGGAGAAGGUGACCAUCACCCGGUUUGACGUCCGUGGGCAGAUUCGGACGAAUACUCAAAGUUGUUGCAAGAGGGAAGUUGGUGUGAGGUACACGUUCAACGAGUGGCUGUCUUCCGUGGACGCGCAGGCGAUACCCAUGCCCGUGGGUGACAAUAUUGUCGGUGAGCGUUAUACCUUUACCUUGUACACACCUCCGUUCCUAGACCCAGCUUCCUCAGUGCACUUCGCCGUGUACAUCAGGAAUGACCAGGGCGAGUUUUGGGAUAACAACAAUGGACAAAACUAUACUUUGAAAUAUCACUGUACAGGUAUGCUGACCUACAAGAGGGCAGCUUUUCAUGCCAUCUGA
Coregonus sp. 'balchen' is the source of this 405-nucleotide messenger RNA. Lineage: Eukaryota; Metazoa; Chordata; Actinopteri; Salmoniformes; Salmonidae. The record is from the annotation of a GenBank genome assembly.